GUCACAACGGAACGACAAUUCUUUCGUUUUUUGCCGAGCUUUCGACGGUUACAUCGUCAUUAUCAAGCUCUCCUUUCAUGACGUAUCCUUACGGAGCUUUGACGAAGGGCGUAACCUCCUCGGCAGAAACAACAAUAACAAGAAAACAACAACAACCGUGUACAAACAACCGUCUCCGGAGAUGCCGAAGAGGAAGCAUCCUAUCGACGAUCCUCUCGAAUUCCUCAACGAAGUGAGGAGGAUCGACAAGAACUCCCUCGAUUCGGACGAAGAGGACAACGACAGCGACGCAGAUGAAAAUUACAGGCUGAAAGAUGAGGACAUAGAAGGCCAGGAAGACGGAAACGUCGGAUUGGAAGGCGGCGUGCAGAUCACACCGUUCAACAUGAAAGAGGAAAUGGAGGAAGGACACUUUGAUAACAACGGCAUGUACCAUUGGAAAAAAGAAAAGGUCGCUAAAGAUAACUGGCUCGAGAAUAUCGAUUGGAUCAAGGUCAAACAAGGUGAAACAGAUAAAAAUGUGAACAAAUCAUUAGGAAGCGAUGACGAAAUGCUCGACACAGUCGACACAAAUUUACUUUAUAAAGAAAUCUUAGGGUUUCUACAACCGAAAGAAAGCAUCGCAAAGGCUCUAAAGAGAUUAGGCGGGCAGAAAAGUCUUUCUGCCUCGGAAAGGCUUAAGCUGAAAAAAGCUGGCAAAUUGCCCCAACCGACUUCGAACGAUGACAUAGAGAAAGUUACCAAAUUGACAGAAUUGGCAAACAAAAUUUUAACCCAUUCAGGAAACAUGGACAUUUAUCAGGAGACGUACGAAUACAUUCAGGAUAAGCUUAAUGCUUCGAGUUCUAAAAUAAAAAGUGAUGGACUUGACAUGUACGCCGAUGAUUUCGGCGAGAAAGAAAAAGAAAGGCUUACAGACGGAGGUGCCGAGGAGAAAAAAGAAUCUAACUUUCAGCCGGAAGGAAGCGUAAUGAUGUGGGAGUACAAAAGAGGCGAAGACAGUAAUGACAUAAAAGGUCCGUUCACGUCAGAACAGAUGGACAAAUGGUCGCAAACGGGCCAUUUUGGAAACGGAGUCUUAGUUCGGAAAUGCGGCACGGAACAGUUCUACUCUUCUAACAGAAUAGACUUUGAUCUCUAUGUUUAAAUGCUUCUGUUUAGUAUGUUUGAUAUUUUAAUCAUGUACAUUAUUAAAAUUUAUUAAUAAAACAAUAAAAAUA
Molecule: messenger RNA, 1220 nt
Organism: Cimex lectularius (bed bug)
Lineage: Eukaryota; Metazoa; Arthropoda; Insecta; Hemiptera; Cimicidae
Gene: holn1
Product: CD2 antigen cytoplasmic tail-binding protein 2 homolog
Exons: 7
Coding region: 182-1147 (321 amino acids)
Cellular component (GO): U5 snRNP
Molecular function (GO): protein binding
Source: RefSeq, a predicted model, not a curated record